UCCUGGUACCACUUGACAGAAGAAGCAACCGGAAGGGGCAGCGUCAUGUCUUACAACGCACUGGCCUUCUGCUUGCUUUGGCUCCUGGCUCUCUCUUCGGCUUGCUACAUCCAGAACUGUCCCAUUGGAGGGAAGCGUUCCAUCCUGGAUAUGGAAGUCAGAAAGUGCAUCUCCUGUGGACCUAGAAAUAGGGGGCAUUGCUUUGGGCCCAACAUCUGCUGCGGGGAAGAGCUGGGCUGCUACUUUGGCACGGCGGAAACGCUGAGAUGCCAAGAAGAGAACUUCCUUCCUACCCCUUGCGAGUCGGGGAAGAAAGCAUGCGGCAACAGUGGAGGAUCCUGUGCGGCAUCUGGCAUCUGCUGCAACAAUGAGGGCUGUAUGGUAGACUCCAUGUGUGAUCAAGAAUGAGAAGCUGCCCAGGAACACGGAUGUUGAGAGCAUUUUUAGGUUAUGGACUUGUAGACAACAAUACCACGCCGAUGGGAUCUAUCUUUCUACGUCAAGUGUAUAUGUUGGACCCGGAUGGCAAAAAGCUUGCGCAAAAUAAAACAUGUACUACUACAACAAAA
Molecule: messenger RNA, 569 nt
Organism: Hemicordylus capensis (graceful crag lizard)
Lineage: Eukaryota; Metazoa; Chordata; Lepidosauria; Squamata; Cordylidae
Product: neurophysin 1-like
Exons: 3
Coding region: 46-408 (120 amino acids)
Cellular component (GO): extracellular region; secretory granule
Molecular function (GO): neurohypophyseal hormone activity
Source: RefSeq, a predicted model, not a curated record